ACAAAACGCGGCGGACCCGACAGAGGGGGAAGAAGAAGAAGAUGGGCUCUACGACAAGUAGCGGGAAUGCUCGACGAAGACCACUUCCCGGGCACGGAGCUGCCGCAAGCUCCAAGCAGGAAGUCGGCCCCACGAGGCACGUUUCUGAGGCAGGACCUGUUGAUAGAAGGACCGCCUUCGCCGCUCCUUCCGUACAACCCGCUCCUGGUGACUCUGGGCUUGGUCUUCCUGCUUGUGCUGCCCCUCGUCGUCUCGGCUACAGUAUACCUCACCAUAACCAACCCACUAACGAACCCCGAGACCGAGGAACCAGACGCCGACCAAGUGCUGCCCUUAUACAUUCACAAGGCGAUGAAGGGGGCGCCAAACACACUUUCGGAACUCGGACAGAUGGCUCUACCAGAUCACUGGCAGGAAAAAUCUUCUCUGCUUCCCGACGAGGGACUUUCAACAGCGGAUCCCACGUGGUACUCUAGGGCUGAGAAUGCCACGAGGAAUAUACCAAGGUCUCGCAACGGGAAACACUCCACCAGUUCAAGGAUGGAUCCGUCAGUUGGCGAGGAAUACGACGCUGAGCAUCGUGUGGAUAGACGGUUGCACAAUGAUCCCAAGAAAACCGUCGACCGUACAACUUCAUGGAUGCGUCUGUUCACUAGCAAUGAGCGGAGCACGGAUGAGACAUUUCCAGAGCUCUUCAAAUUCACCAGGGUUGCCAGGACAAGAACUCCUUAGCCAAGUGCCUAUUU
Ixodes scapularis (black-legged tick) is the source of this 746-nucleotide messenger RNA. RefSeq lists its product as uncharacterized. The record is from RefSeq and is a predicted model, not a curated record. The transcript is spliced from 2 exons. Lineage: Eukaryota; Metazoa; Arthropoda; Arachnida; Ixodida; Ixodidae. The coding region runs from base 67 to 732 and encodes 221 amino acids.